UAAAUUUUUUGUAAAAAAUGGAGAUUAAAAAGGAACUAGAGGAAGAUUUAUUAGCACAAGAGCAUGAAUUACUAUCUGCAAGUAACUACUACAAAAACAGAGAAUCUAAAACUACACUCUUGCGCUCCCAACUCUUCCAAGAACUAGUCCUAUCAUAUGAAAAUCAAUCUCCAGCUUAUAAAUAUUAUCCAAAGAUUGAUAGCUUGCCUGCAGAUUCCGUUCCCACUCUAUUAAUCUACACAAUGAAGAAUAAGACAGAGAUAUCAAUAAAGAAAUAUCUAAAGAAUAUCCAAAACUUAAAAUUUUCAAGUAUAUCAAUUAAUGGGGCCAGGACUGGCUCAGACUUGUGCUUUCAUCUGAUCCAGAGUCCUUGCCUCAGACUCUUCUGACAAGGACUUGAAGAAGUUGCAUUCCAAAGAUGAGUGUUUACUAAUUCUAGCUUCAAUAAACUAUUUCCGUGCCUGAAUAAAGUAAAAGAAGUUUCUUUUUAGAAAUUGAACAUUUCAGAUAACUCAUCUCAAGCCAAUCUCAGAAAAAAUAACCUUCUCAAUGAAGGAGCUUUCCUUUGAAGGGUGUCUGGAUAGGAGUAAUAGUGUAAUAAAAUACGAUGACUUAGAGUUCACUCUGUUGCUAAAUCUGGCCACAUCGAACAGCGUAAAAAAGAGCCUGACCUCACUUACCUUCUUGAUUAUCUUCACUGCUGCUGAUUUUGUCCACUUGAACUCUCUAAACCUGGAGCUUGGAGGCACUAAAUUAUUAGUAAGGGAUAUCUUCUAA
Moneuplotes crassus is the source of this 777-nucleotide messenger RNA. NCBI's taxonomy places the organism in Eukaryota, Ciliophora, Spirotrichea, Euplotida, Euplotidae. The record is from the annotation of a GenBank genome assembly.